This is a messenger RNA of Suillus paluster, 3001 nucleotides long. RefSeq lists its product as uncharacterized. Gene Ontology annotation, molecular function: RNA binding. The record is from RefSeq and is a predicted model, not a curated record. The coding region runs from base 235 to 2679 and encodes 814 amino acids. Gene Ontology annotation, biological process: cytoplasmic stress granule assembly. NCBI's taxonomy places the organism in Eukaryota, Fungi, Basidiomycota, Agaricomycetes, Boletales, Suillaceae. The transcript is spliced from 16 exons. Gene Ontology annotation, cellular component: cytoplasmic stress granule.
GAAAGCGACUCUUGAACUGACGACUCACCGUCGACGCCGUUUCCGACGUUGCAGCCUCUGGCCAGCUUGUCUUUUCCCCUCUGCCAGUUUCUAGACCUGCAGAGCUUAGGUCGAAACAACUCCCAAGCCGGCCUUUAGUCGCGUCCUACUCGCUAUCUGUCUGCUGCAUUUCAUAGCUCUUCUCACUUUAUUUCCUGUUUUCAUUGCUUUUUCUCCUUUUUUACGGAUUCACAAAUGGCAACUACCGCUCGCCAGCCUAAAGCAAGAGGGAAGGGAAUGGCAGAUCCUCCUCGCCGUCCCGGUGCUUGGCAGACCGGUGCUAGGGCUUCUCCUACUUUCUCGCCUGCCAACAAUCCCGCGCGUCUUCCUCCUUCAGCUAAUCAGGGGGGCUUCCCACCACUAGGUGCUCAGACUAAUGGCUCUCGCAUUCAUGACCCCGUGCAGGAGCGCCCUCUUCAUAUUCUUUCUGGUCUUACCGGCACAACUAUCACCCUGACCACCAAAACUGCUCAACGGUAUGAGGGUGUCAUAGCAUCUACUACUGGUGAGGGUGAUAUCGCCGGGGUUACCCUCAAGGAUGUCAAAGAGAUAUCCAAGCCUGGCGCACCACUCAAGGAGUCAUUUUUCAUCGCCUCCACUAACAUCGACACUUGGCAGUCUGGUCCUGCUGACGCUAAGAUACCGGUGCCCAAUGGCGACUCCUUCCGAACAGAUGCGGAUAUCAGCAAGAAUAAGUCAGUCCGUGAACGGGAACUACAAGCUUGGCAGCCAGCUCCUGUCGCAACCUCUCCGCCUCCGACAGUCACGCAUCACGAGAGUGCCGGCGACGAGGUUACCUUUGGCCCGGGCUCAAGCGCUAACAUAUCUUGGGAUCAAUUCGCGGCUAAUGAGCAAAUGUUCGGCGUCACUACUUCUUAUGAUGAGGAGGUUUACACCACUAAGUUGGAUCGGACGGCUGCUGACUAUAAGGAGAAGGAGCGUAAGGCUCAGCGUAUUGCUAGCGAAAUACUGAGCGGCGCUAUAAACAAUCCUCAUAUAGCAGAGGAGAGGAACUUGAACGUUGACGAUAGCGGUGUGAACGAGGAAGACAAAUAUGGGGCUGUGGUCCGAGGGCAGAAUGCUUACAUUCCACCAGGCGCUCGCAAAUACCAGGGCGGUGUACCAGCUUUAGGAACAAGUCCGCCUUCGAAAACUGAUGUUCCUAAAUUAUCUGUCAAUGGUCCUGACGGUACUCCUGUUGCUGCAAAGGACGUGGCGCCUCCUGCUGUCAAGUCCCCUUCUCCUGCGCCAUCAACAUCGUCGGCUUCUAAUAAGCCCCCGGCGGAUCCAUUGCCGGCGUUCCGUGACUUUGUGACGAAUGAGAGGCAGCGCUUGACGCAAAAGAAGCAGGCGCUCGUCAAGAGUGAGAUGGACAAACGGAAGGCUGAGUUGCUGAAGUUCAGCCAGACAUUCAAGCUGAACAAGCCCAUCCCGGAUGAUUUGGUUCCUAUUCUUGCCAAGGAUGAGGAUAAACAGCGACAGAUUCGCGAGAAGGCCUCGCAGGAUGCAGCCUCGACGACCGCUCGGGCUAUCGGCGUCACCGCUACUCUCAAUCCCUCUCCCAGCGCCUCUCGCAUGCCAAUCUCCACCUCUAACAAGAUCACCCCCAUUGCCUCUAAGCCUACUGCUGCGCCUGCCGUCGCAAAGGCACCUGUCGCUGGUACCUCUACCUCUGUCGCUAAACCUACCGCUACGAAGCCCGCUGAGCUCGCCAAGAAGACCUCGGUUAGUAUGUAUAUACAGCCCAUCCCCCCGUUCAAAGGCUCCAAGCGCUCAACCACACCGUUGCCUGCCGCGGCGACCCACACGAACGGCGCUGCCGUGCCCAUGUCGCCCACUAGCACCGCAAACCGGCUCAACGCGAAUGCCUCGUCGUUCAGGCCCAAUCCAAAGGGUCCUACAUCUCCGAUUCCGAGUUCCACGUCGGCUUCUGCGUCACCGAAGACUAAGCCUGCUGAAUCGUCUCCUCCCACUCCCAAUCCGUUCUUUGGCACCAAGGUCAUCAAGAAGGGAGCGAUUCAUAUCAAGGAUGAUUUCAACCCAUUCAAGCACAACAAAGUUGUGGAAGCGAAUCAAAUUACUGCUAUCUGGCCUUACAGUGGCAAGCGCUACAUCAAUAUGUUCCCUCCCCUGCAACACCAAUCACCUCAGCAACCCGUCCACAUUGCGCCACCCGGUCCGCCACCCGUCUCCCACCCUGUAUACGAAGACAGCGGAGAACAACGUGUUUACUACUACCCUUAUUACCCUGGACAGGCUAUGAUGCCUGGCAUGGCGCCUCCCCCACCUGGUGCAUAUGUAUCAACACCUUUCAUGCAACCAAUGGCGUAUCCACCAGGGAUGCCACCGAAUGGCCAACCCAUGUACGCUGCAUCGCCUAUGCCCCAGAUGCCUCCGCCGCAAUACAUGCAACCACCACCUGGCACGUACCCUCCUCCACCCAACGGUGCCGGCCCACGCCCAUCUAUGCCGCCUACUCCAAUCCCCGCACACGCGCAUGCAUACUACCACCAAAGCCCACAAUUACAACACGCCGUCCCUUACCCUAUGAUGAUGCCGCCUGCAGGACCGAAUGGUCCUCCCCACCCAUACGAAGCUGGCCCGGCUCCUCCACAAAUGGGCGGUGUAGGCCACGCAUGAUUGAGUGACGAGUAGCAUGGAGUCCGUAUCUUUUCUUUUCGCUAUCUGUUGUUCGCUGUCUCCAUGCAGUUGUGCCAUUGUUGUUGUGUUUCACAGCUCAGAUGACCUCUGGGUUCAUGUUGUAGCUAUCAUCUCUGGCAUUAAUUGAUGUGUGGACUGAGAACUGAGUACUUGAGGGAUAUGGCGUCAGGGUAUGUGGAUAGAAACGUGAGCGGAUAGCUAAACUAUGAACAUACGAAUCGUGGGUGAAGCGAGAUACUACCGAGUGUGCACUGAAAGCUCGAUCUUUUUCAGUAAGAGUCGGAACCGUUCUCACUUAGAC